AUGGAAGAGAACAAUAAUACUAGCAAGCCUAGUAGAAGGGCUGGUGUUACAUCACCUUAUAGAGGUGUUAGAAAAAGGAAAUGGGGAAAAUGGGUGUCCGAAAUUCGUGAGCCAGGGAAGAAAACAAGAAUAUGGCUAGGGAGUUUUGACACACCAGAGAUGGCGGCCGCUGCCUAUGAUUCAGCUGCAUUGCACCUCAAAGGGCAUGCAGCAAAGCUAAAUUUUCCAGAGUUGGUCGAGUUUCUCCCUAAACCAACAAGUUGUAGCCCUGACGAUAUACGUUUUGCAGCUCAAGAAGCUGCAUUAAAAGUCAAGAGAAAUUCUCAGGAGAUGGCAAGUUCUAGUGCAACUAAUAAUUUAGCACCAGUAACCAUAGGACUAUCUCCAAGUCAAAUUCAAGCUAUUAAUGACUUCCCUAUGGAUUCACCAAAAAUGUGGAGUGAUGUCACUAGAGAAUAUGUUGGAGAAGAGACAAUGUUUACUUGCAACGAUUAUGAAAUGAGUGAUUAUGAAGAAAUGGAUGAUUGCCUAUGGGAUUCCUGAACAAACUGAUUAUAGAUUCUGAA
Molecule: messenger RNA, 566 nt
Organism: Nicotiana attenuata
Lineage: Eukaryota; Viridiplantae; Streptophyta; Magnoliopsida; Solanales; Solanaceae
Product: ethylene-responsive transcription factor ERF021
Exons: 1
Coding region: 1-543 (180 amino acids)
Biological process (GO): regulation of DNA-templated transcription
Molecular function (GO): DNA-binding transcription factor activity; DNA binding
Source: RefSeq, a predicted model, not a curated record